Messenger RNA from Carcharodon carcharias (great white shark), 7156 nucleotides. It is a transcript of the gene prpf4bb, whose product is annotated as pre-mRNA processing factor 4Bb. The transcript has 15 exons. Gene Ontology annotation, biological process: mRNA cis splicing, via spliceosome; peptidyl-threonine phosphorylation; peptidyl-serine phosphorylation. Bases 34 to 3150 code for a protein of 1038 amino acids. Lineage: Eukaryota; Metazoa; Chordata; Chondrichthyes; Lamniformes; Lamnidae. Gene Ontology annotation, molecular function: protein serine/threonine kinase activity; ATP binding. The record is from RefSeq and is a predicted model, not a curated record.
GUGGCAUUGUGGGAUAGUGGCAGAGCCGAGCGGAUGGUAAGAGACGGCCCUGGUGAAAUGGCGGAUGUUCACAGCCAGGAGGAAGAGGCGGACUGGCGCCGGAACGAGCGGCUGACGGCCACCUUGGAGGAAGAUCAGGAAGCUGCAGAUUCAUCUGAAAAAAGUGGGAAUGAAGAGAAUGGGGAAGUGUCAGAUGAAAAUCGAGAUCCAAAUACAGCCCCAGGCAAAGCUAUUAAACACAAGAAAAAGAAACACAAGCAUCGGAGCAAACACAAGAAGCAUAAGCAUUCGUCAGAAGAUGACAAGGAACGAAAACAUAAACACAAACACAAGCAUAAAAAGCAUAAAAGGAAAGAGAAUGAAGGCUUUGAGAAGGAUGAUGAUCACUCAAUAAAAAGACCUAAAUUUGAUGAUUAUGCUCUUCUGGAGGACUUGGAGAAACAGAGAGCAAUGAUAAAAGCGGAAUUGGACAGUGAACUUAUGGGGGGGAAAGUUCAAUCAGGCAUGGGUUUAAUUCUGCAGGGCUAUGUGUCCGACUCUGAGGAAGAGGGGGAAAUCCAUGAGAAGACUCGCAAUGGUGAAAGAGUUGCAUCUAGUCGUGACGUUUCUGAAAUGUUACCUGUUAGGGACAACAAAGUUAAACGAGAGCCGAUAGAAUCUAAGCCUGUUUCGAAGAGGCGAAGUAAAAGCAAAUCAAAAGACAGGACUAAACAUGCUAAAUCUGAGAAAAAGAAAAGUAGGCUGAGUUCGGAACACAGAAAAGAGAAAGAAAAAACGAGAAGCAAAUCACAUGAGCGAAAGCGAUCAAGAAGUCCCAUCAAAAGCAGUAAGCCUGUAGAAAAACCUAGGUCUCCAACAUCAGCCAAAAGACGAUCGCAAGAAAAGAAUAAAAAAUCGACUCCUGCAGAAGAUGGGACUAAGUCAAAGGAUCGGAAGAAUAUAACAAAUGAAAGCAAAACAAGGGAGCGGAAUAAAAAAUCAAAAUCUCCUCCAGUGAAAAGGAGUAAGUCAGGAGACAGAAGUCAGAGAUCCAAAUCCAAAGACCGUGAGAAGCGAUCUAGAAAAUCCGAGAUGGAAAAGGAAAAAAAAUCUGUUAAGUCUCCAUCUAAAGAGAUUCCUUCUGGAAAGGAGAAUCGAUCACCACUGAAGAAACAUGCACUUUCUCCUAAACGGAAAAGUCUAUCUCCGAAACAACAUAGAGAAAAGUCGUCCAAACAUAGUCGAUCACCUAUUAUUAAUGAUCGCGCACCUAAACCAAGUCAGUCUCCCUCACGGAAUAUGUCUCCACCCAGAAGAGCUAAAAGUAGAUCUAUAGAACAAAGACGGAGAGAAAGUGAACGAACAAGAGCUUUAUCUCCAAGAACAAGGUCACGAGACGAACCAAUGAACAGGCUAGAACGAUCCAGGGACCUAAGUACCUCUCGGCGGUCUCCAGCACGGAGAAGGGCCAGUAGAUCUCCUAUUCGGAGGAGAUCUCGUUCACUCCUCAGACGAAGUCGUUCUCCAAGGAGAAGAAGCAGAUCUAGAAGGAGAUCUCUGGAGAGAGACUGGAAUCGGAGAAGCAGAUCUCGCAGAAGACGAUCCAGGUCACGAGGUCGACGUAGACGUAGAAGUGGAAGUAGAGACAAAGAAGACAAAUUUAAAGGAAGCCUUUCUGAAGGCAUGAAAGUUGAACAGGAAUCUUCUGACGAAAAUCUUGAGGAUUUUGAUGUAGAGGAGGAAGAUGAAGAAGCUGUUAUCCAACAAAGGCGUGAACAGAGAUUGGCAAUUGUUCAGAAAUAUAGAAACCCAAAUGAAGACAGCAACAUGUCUGGAUUGUCUGAACCAAACAGUCCUCAGAGCAGCACUAGAAGCCGCUCUCUUUCUCCUGAUGACAUUUUUGAGCGUGCUGCAGCUGAUGUCAAGGAAUACGAAAGGGAAAAUGUUGAUACCUUUGAGGCUUCUGUGAAUGCCAAACGCAACCUCAUGGCACUCGAGCAGAAAGAAGGAGCUGCUUCGAAGAAGCCAACAGUUCCAGAUAUGUUUACUGAAUCUGAUGACAUGUUUGCUGCCUACUUUGAUAGUGCUCAUCUGAGAGCUGCUGGAUUUGGGAAAGAUUUCAAAGAAAAUCCCAAUCUCAGGGAUAACUGGACUGAUGCAGAAGGCUACUAUCGAGUGAAUAUUGGAGAAGUUCUUGAUAAACGUUACAGUGUAUACGGUUACACUGGUCAAGGAGUUUUCAGUAAUGUUGUACGUGCCAGAGACAUGGCAAGAGCUAGCCAGGAGGUGGCAGUCAAAAUCAUCAGGAACAAUGAGCUCAUGCAAAAGACUGGUUUGAAGGAGCUAGAGUUCCUGAAGAAGCUGAAUGAUGCAGAUCCUGAUGAUAAGUUCCAUUGCCUGAGACUUUUUAGGCAUUUCUACCACAAGCAGCAUCUCUGUUUGGUCUUUGAACCUCUGAGUAUGAACUUACGUGAGGUGUUGAAAAAAUAUGGGAAAGAUGUCGGCCUUCAUAUAAAGGCGGUACGAUCAUACAGCCAACAGCUUUUCCUGGCUUUGAAACUGUUGAAGAGAUGUAACAUCCUGCAUGCUGACAUCAAACCUGACAAUAUUCUGGUAAAUGAAUCCAAAACCAUCCUGAAGCUUUGUGACUUUGGCUCAGCUUCACAUGUGGCUGAUAAUGAUAUAACGCCAUACCUCGUCAGCAGAUUUUACCGAGCCCCUGAAAUCAUUAUUGGAAAGGUUUAUGAUUAUGCCAUAGACUUGUGGUCUGUUGGUUGCACACUUUAUGAGCUAUACACAGGAAAAAUCCUAUUUCCUGGCAAAACUAAUAAUCAUAUGCUGAAACUCAUGAUGGACUUAAAGGGCAAAAUGCCAAAUAAGAUGAUCAGAAAAGGUGUUUUCAAGGACCAGCACUUUGAUCAGAAUCUGAACUUCAUGUACAUUGAAGUGGAUAAAGUGACAGAAAGGGAGAAAGUCACUGUUAUGAGCACUAUUAAUUCUACGAAGGACCUGUUGUCUGACAUGAUUGGUUGUCAGCGUUUGCCAGAAGACCAGCGUAAAAAAGUUCACCAGCUCAAGGACUUGCUGGAGCAGAUUCUCAUGUUAGACCCAGCCAAACGCGUCAGCAUUAACCAGGCACUGCAGCACCCAUUCAUUCAGGAGAAGAUUUAAUCGGAGGAUUUAACGGGUUUGAGCAAUUAAACAAAGACUGGCAAAGUCAGAAAAAAGUAUUUUAGUAUAUGUGAAACACGAUGUUUACCGUGAAAUAUGCAUGAAGUUAAGUUAAAAGAGAAAUGUUACUUCUAGUAGGAAUAUGAGUCAAUGUAAAUAUACUGAUUUGUUUUUCCAAAUGUUUUCUUCAUACUUUCACUGUAGUUUUGUUGAAUUGUUUUAACAGCUAAGACUGCACACAAACUGUUUAUUAAAAAAAAAAUUUUAAGAUCUUGUAAACAGUGGUGUUUUUGAAGAAUUUUGGCUGCAACUCUGCAAAAUGCGCCUUUGUUUUUGUGCAGGCUUAGCCCAUCCUUGUCUCUAAAAUAAUGGCCGAGGUAAAAUGAUAUUUAUAUUCACAUUUUCCUAGGUGUGUGUACGCAGGCCAGCAUGCCCUUGGUGUACUCAGUGCCGAAGGGGUCUGUCCCUACCUGUGCCUGCUCGCAGGGAUGGUCACAUCAUUUAAAGCAGGUUGUGUACCACUUUCAGUACACUGAAGGUAAGCUAAACCAUCAACAUUACUGGUGUAUUAGCAUUCAUUGUCACAGAUAGGCACAGCUCAUGAAUGAGAAGUAUUAGCAUCAUGGCAGAAUGCCUUGCAUGCUGGCGAAUGUGAUAAGAUAUUAACUAGCUUGUGAAUUUGCUAAUGUACUGCUGAAACUAUGCCAAUUUAUAGACUUUCAGUGCAGGGAAGCUUGAUGAUAUAGCACCUUCAGUGUACUGUUUAUCACCAUUUGACACUGUUAUAGAAUUGUGGUAGAAAUUUGUCAAUGCCAUAAAAUUCUGUUUCUUAGUAAAUCUGUACCUAUAGUCCAUUAAUAAACAGAAACAGUUUUGUUUAGUCAUUAAAAUGGAAAAGAUUGGGAUUUUAUAUUUCUUUGUAGAUGGCUAAAAUAUGACAUUUUCUGAAUUUUUAAAUUAAAAUUAAGAAAUUGUUUUACAGUAAGAAUUUCCUUUGCUACGUUAUGUGCAUUGGUUUCAUUAUUUGUGAUCAUGUUGUCUCUCAAUACAGGCAAACAUAACCUUCCACUCUUGAGCAAAGAAGCUGCUUUUUAAAGCGGUAAUUGCUUCUUUACCUUUUUUCUUUUGUACAUUUAAUUUGGCAUUUAGUUUUUUUAAGAUAAGUUGUGAUGACUUUAAAUUUUAGCUCUGCACUUAGCCCCUUCACUGGCACAACUCAAUAUUGAUUUCAGACUGGAAAAGAACCCGUUAACUCUUUGGCUUCAGUUUGCAUGAUAGUUUGUUUGAGAUUCAGUAAGCCUUGCACCUAUGGGGAAAUCCAUUCAUAAAUCCUUUGAUAUCCUAUUGGAAUAAACCCCCAAAGAAAAGUAACCUUCAAAGACUAGCUGAUCAGAGCUUAGUGUUAAGCUCUUAGUACCUUAGUACUCAGGCCUGCAGACUCUUAAACAGCCAGUGAAGGAGUUAAAUUGCACAAUGCCUUUGCUUAUACUUGUAUAUAUAUAUAUAUAAAAGGUAAGUUGGGGCAUUUUGUCAGACAGCAGCAAACUCUUCCUGCACCUAAAGUUACCCAUGCAGAAUACUGAAGGAUUUUGGUAUGUAUUUAUAGAUAUAUUGGUGAAUAAAGUGUUCAUUUUGAACAAACAUUAUUAUAGCUAUUUCACAGUGAUCUGAAUGUGCAGUCAAGUCUCUGUACAGCUAUAAAACUACAGUGGUGACUUGCUGAUCUGAUCUGUUUUUUUAUUUUAUUAUCCCAAUUGUCUUGGUAUGAGAUGUUUAAUGAGCGUCAUUUUCUAUGUAAAUGUGACAUUUUUAUCCAACAACCUUUUGUACAAAGUAAAAAAAGUAAGAUUAUCAAGUCACAAAUCAAUGCACUCAACGUAAAUUGCCUUUAGUUGCUGUAAGCCUUUCACUUACUAUUUCAAAAAAAAUAAAAAUUGGUAAAAAUGAUUUAAGCAAAGGAGUAGUUGAUCAGUUUCCUAGUGUCUCUUCAAAUCAGUUUAGAUAAUGUUCUAACUUACUGUGAAAAUACCUGUUAAGAGGUGAUGUUACUUAUUGGAAAUCAGAGUAAUGCCAGUUAAAGGUCACCACAAUUCACAAAGCUGUUUGGAAGUCUGAUCCAGUUACCCUGUUACUGCAAAAUGACUAAUGUUUUGUACUGUUUUCUUACUUCCCUUCGAUGGUGCUGAGAGAGAAAGGAAAGCACGUUAUGUUGCUAAGCUGGAAGGCAACAGGCCACGCCGCCUAUUCCAUGGGCCUACUUUGAAUGAGACACCUUCUCCUUCACCUUCUCCACAAGGUCAUUUCUGACGGCAUGCCUAGAUAAGCAUUUCAUACCAGAUGAAAAGUGCAUUUCUUGCAACUGUUAUCUUUAAAGAAAAUAAAACACGUUUCUUUGAAUAGCUGACACUUCUAAGGAUUCUUUGCUUUGCUCCAGUUGAAUUGUGAUGUAUAUAAACUUUUUAAAAUUAAGUUUGAGAGCUUCAGACUUGAGGUGUUUACUCAAAAUUUAUUUAAAUUCCUUAUUGUUAUGCAGAAUUUUUUCACAGGCUUUUUUUUUUAAAAAGAAAAGCACAGCAAAACUUAAGGGAUCAAGGUGUUUCUUUACUUGUUCUCUGUCUCUUAGGUGCACCCUGAUGGGAGACGAUGCAUAUUGCAAGAAAAUGAAGACUGAAUUAAGGUUUCUGUCCCAUAAAGACAACACUUACAGUGACUUUAAGUAACUGGAAUAUCACUGUUUGCUUGUGAUUUUUUUCAAUUAAUAUAGUGUCUUUAAAGUCCUUCACUGAUAAAUCUCAAUUGACAAGGACCAGUAUUUUGCCUUUAUUGUUACCCUUCUGGUGAAAGAUUGACAAAUUAUUGGCAGGUUUAAAUGAACCAUGCAGGCUUUAAAUUGAUUUCGGCUUUUGGGUAGUUCAUUUAAUAAGGCAAGGUGGUGCAAGUUUGGCCUAUAGUUGUUACCUUGUAAAAUUGAGGAGCCUGACACUUGGAUCUUUACCAGUGACUUUCGCAAUUUCAGAAACUAAAAUAAUCCCACUUUUUGUUGGAUGCUAUCUCUAUAGUGAAAGGAAUGAUUUGCUACAAGUGCAGUAAGGUUUUUAAAAGAGCUGUAGUUCUGUAAGUCCAGCUUGAACUCUGCAUUAUAGUCUCUGGUAGUAAGUUUUGGUUAUCUUAAGACUUUUGUUUUCUUGUGAUUGUGUUUUCACUAGUGAUUUUUUUUUUUGCAGGAUCUAUUUGGGUUAUAUGUGAAAACUUUAAUAUAUAUCAAAAUUGACAUAGCAGAUAAUCCACACCUCAGUUAUCAUUUUGAAUGUCCUAACUACCAUUAUAGCAGGCAAUACCCAAGUUUGACUCUCAUUUCGCAUAGACCUAGUUAAAUAUUAUACUAUAAUAGCAUUUUUGGUGCAGGGAAUCUAGUUAAGCAGAGUUUAUAAAUAGACAGGGUUGAGAGGUGAUUCAUAAGUAAGCUUGUUUCAUGUUUGAAUCAUGUUCUACUAUUUUCUUAUUCUGUGUUUUAUUUCAUAGGUAGGGACCACAAAUGUAAAAUGCCUACACCUGCGAAUGAUGAUUCAUUAUCUUAGCUUCAACACAAGUUACUGACAGCAAAAGAAUUCUUCAGUAUUGAAUGAAAGUGAAGACAGUGGUUUCACACUUAUUUUUCAAUACGGUUAUACCCAGAAGUAUAAUUGUAUUGCUGUUUGUUGAAAUAUUUCAGAUUUAAAUUGCAGAUAUAUGUAUAUACUAUGCAAGCAUUCAACCUGUUUUACUAAUCUUGGGUGCUGAUCAUUCUGAAACACCCUAAACUCCAUUAGUUCAAUAAAAUAUCUUAAAACUCCAGACAUCUUGGUGGUGGACUAGAAUGCUCAUUUCUAAGUGUUGAAACCUCAGUAAUGUAUGCAUUUUGUAUUGUCUAGCUGCAACAUUGUAAAUGUAUUACUUUGUCAACACUUAAAAUAUUUUUUGUUAAUUGCUAAUUGAAUCCCUUUCAUUAAAAGAAUUUAGUAUCAAA